Messenger RNA from Diversispora eburnea, 152 nucleotides. Lineage: Eukaryota; Fungi; Glomeromycota; Glomeromycetes; Diversisporales; Diversisporaceae. The record is from the annotation of a GenBank genome assembly.
GAGAUGUAGUUCAUUUACCAUAUCUAUAUGCUUUUACUAUUAAUAGUCUACGAAAUUAUGAUACAAGUCAAUAUAACCUAGAUCAAUACAUAGUUAAUGUUAUUGAAAAAGAGUUAGCUACAAUAAAUCCAUUUGUUCAAGAUUUAUAUUAA